This is a messenger RNA of Zasmidium cellare ATCC 36951, 198 nucleotides long. RefSeq lists its product as uncharacterized. The coding region runs from base 1 to 198 and encodes 65 amino acids. The record is from RefSeq and is a predicted model, not a curated record. Gene Ontology annotation, cellular component: cytosolic large ribosomal subunit; ribosome. Gene Ontology annotation, biological process: cytoplasmic translation. NCBI's taxonomy places the organism in Eukaryota, Fungi, Ascomycota, Dothideomycetes, Mycosphaerellales, Mycosphaerellaceae. The transcript is spliced from 4 exons. Gene Ontology annotation, molecular function: structural constituent of ribosome.
AUGGCCAAAUCCAAGAACUCGUCUCAGCACAACCAGUCGAAGAAGGCCCACCGUAACGGUAUCAAGAAGCCAAAGACCCACAGAUACCCAUCGCUCAAGGGAACCGACCCCAAGUUCAGGAGAAACCACAGACAUGCUCUCCACGGCACGAUGAGGGCUUUGAAGGAGGUGAAGGAGGGCAAGCGGGAUGCGGCAUAA